Symbiodinium pilosum is the source of this 489-nucleotide messenger RNA. The record is from the annotation of a GenBank genome assembly. Lineage: Eukaryota; Dinophyceae; Suessiales; Symbiodiniaceae.
AUGGAUCACUUGAUUGGCGACCCGCUUUCCCAGUCUGCGCUCGUCUACGAGAGCUCCAAGGCGGACAAGUCUUUGGAGGAAGCGCCUGCCUUCGAGCGCUAUGAAGAUGGCAGCACUCGGCAGGUCGGCAUGGUCUACGUGUGGAGCCUUGGAGGCCGCAUCCCAGCAGUCCUUUGCGAUCGGGGGCGCUUGGUGUGUCAUUGCGAAGAUCCGGUCCGAGGCUGGGCGGAGUUCGAGCCAGCCUGCCGGCGCGGCCAUCCAUGCCAGCCGCCUGAGGAAGUUGUCGAAGGCGUCAGCGUCGGAUACGAAGAGGACACCGCCAACGACUCCAUGCUCGAAGUGAAGGGUGAUGGUGUGGGAGGCAGCGAGGCUGCGCCGCUAACAAGCUGCGCUCUUGGGCGCUACCCUCUGGGCAGUGCCUUUUGUGAGGACUUCGCAGUCGAGCAGUGCGAGAAGGCUUAUGCCAGAACAAAGAAGGCGCUGACUUGA